GAGCCCUUAAAAAACCUCGAAUUUGCUCGAACCACACGUGCGACAUCCUCUGGUUACAUUACAUUUUGACAGUAGAGGUUCGCGUAAUUGCGCACCAUCACCAACACCCGCAACGUUUUCGCGGUGUCGGUGAGAUCCCCUAAUUCUGUCUAAACAAACACCGAAACACGCAUUCUCCAUCUCUCUCUCUCUCUCUCUCUCUCUCUCUCUCCCAUAUUUUCAUAUUCACCUUUAUAAUUUCCCCUCUUUUAAUUCUUGUUUAAGAAUCGGAUUCAGAUUGCCCGGAUCGGAUCCCUUAUGGCGGCAUCGAGGCGGCUCCGGGACCUGCAAUCGCAGCCGGGGAACAAGAUCUGCGUCGAUUGUUCCCAGAAGAAUCCGCAAUGGGCAUCUGUGUCCUACGGAAUCUUCAUGUGCCUAGAGUGUUCUGGCAAGCACCGUGGCCUCGGCGUUCACAUUUCCUUCGUCCGAUCCGUUACCAUGGAUUCAUGGUCCGAGAUCCAGAUCAAGAAAAUGGAAGCUGGAGGUAAUGAAAGGCUUAACGCCUUCUUAGCUCAAUAUGGAAUCUCCAAAGAGACCGAUAUUGUUACUAAGUAUAAUACUAACGCAGCUAGCGUUUACCGGGAUCGUAUCCAGGCCUUGGCCGAAGGUCGACCUUGGCGGGACCCUCCGGUGGUUAAGGAAACCGUCGGUAGUAAGAAAAAGCCACCGCUGGCUCAGUCUGCUGCUGGAAGAGAUAAUAAUAAUAAUACCAGUUUUGGUAGUAAUAAUGGAGGAUGGGAUAGUUGGGACAAUGAUGAUUCGUUUAGAUCUUCGAAUGAGAUCAGAAGGAAUCAAUCCGCUAGCGAUUUUAGGGGUAAUAACGGUACUGGAAAUGGAGGUGUACCCGUGAGGUCUAAAUCAACCCAUGAUAUUUAUACUAGAGCGCAAUUGGAUGCUUCUGCGGCUAAUAAGGAGCGUUUUUUCGCUAAUAAGAUGUCAGAAAAUGAAUCACGGCCUGAAGGCAUCCCGCCUUCGCAAGGCGGAAAGUAUGUGGGAUUUGGAUCGAGUCCUGCACUUUCCCAGAAUAAUUCACAACCGGAUGUCCUAUCUGUUAUGUCUCAGGGUUUUGGUAGAUUAUCUCUUGUUGCUGCAUCUGCGGCUCAGUCAGCUGCGAAUGUUGUCCAAGCCGGCACGAAAGAGCUUACUUCCAAGGUGAAGGAGGGUGGCUAUGAUUACAAGGUGAAUGAAACUGUUAAUGUUGUUGCUGCAAAAACAACAGAGAUUGGACAAAGGACAUGGGGCAUUAUGAGGGGGGUCAUGGCUAUGGCCACUCAGAAGGUGGAAGAGUUGUCUAAAGAUGGGUGGAAGGCUGAUAACUGGCAACAAAAUGAAAGUGAAAGCAAUGGAUAUUAUCAGGAAUUUAAUAAACAAGAAAAUAAAGGAUGGAAUUCAUCAUCUGCUGGAGGACAAUCAUCAUCAAGCGGGAAUUAUAAUUCUUAUAGCUCAAGUUCUUGGGAUGAUUGGGAUCAAAAAGACGUUAGGAAGGAAGAUAGCACAAAGAGCACUGGAACACGUAGUAAUGAUGGUUGGGCUGGUUGGGAUGAUGGGAAGGAUGAUGGAUUUGAUGAUAAUUUCUACCAGCGUGAACCUGAUAAGAAAGCCGUUGGUCCUAACGGGAAAUCAGAUGACACAUGGACAGGAGGAGGAUUUCUUUAAGGUAGACCUGCAAUAUAUUUUUGCCAACAACGUGGUUGAUGCACAUAUGUUCGGCAGCUUGAAAACUGAUGACUGGUUGGUUGCAAUGACAUCAAAUUGGUGGAAUUGAAAUUAAGUUGACUGCAACUGAUUUCAAAGUGUUGGUUGCAGAUCAGAUCUGUUGUGAAUGGGGAAUGCUUUUGUGGAGGUUGGUAUAUUUGCUGCAUACUUAUGUUUUCUUUUUUCUCUCUCUUGUUUUUCCUCUUGUUUGAUCUCAAAAAUUUUAUCUACCUUUCUGAAAAGAUCUGGUACGUUUGAAAUUAGAUCAUAUAUAUAUAACUUUGAACAGGAAGGGCUAAUUUGCCCAAUCAAAGAGGACUGCAUUAUUUGUUUGAGGAAAACAUUAUUUGUGACUUGAAAAAUCAAAUUUGCUCUGUAUUUGUAAUGACCUAGCCAAUUAGUUUUCAUUGAUCUUCUGGGUUGUGCGCUUCUAAA
Jatropha curcas is the source of this 2169-nucleotide messenger RNA. RefSeq names its product putative ADP-ribosylation factor GTPase-activating protein AGD6. NCBI's taxonomy places the organism in Eukaryota, Viridiplantae, Streptophyta, Magnoliopsida, Malpighiales, Euphorbiaceae. The record is from RefSeq and is a predicted model, not a curated record. Gene Ontology annotation, biological process: vesicle-mediated transport. Gene Ontology annotation, molecular function: GTPase activator activity.